This is a messenger RNA of Zingiber officinale, 1272 nucleotides long. RefSeq lists its product as uncharacterized. Bases 1 to 1272 code for a protein of 423 amino acids. The record is from RefSeq and is a predicted model, not a curated record. The transcript has 7 exons. Lineage: Eukaryota; Viridiplantae; Streptophyta; Magnoliopsida; Zingiberales; Zingiberaceae.
AUGGUGAACAAAAGAAUUCAAAAGUUGCUUCAAAAUACCAGAGGGCGAUCUAGAAGAGAAGAAUCAAAUAAUAGAGGAUUAAAUAGUGAAAAUGAACCACAAGAUGUACCACUGCCACACUCUCCAUCGGAAACACAAAAUGCUGAAUUGGACUUACAACACAAUGUUGAGCAUAAUGAGGAAGGUUCAUCUCAAAGGAGCCAAAAUACACGGGAUAGGACAGUGAUGAGGGAUGUUCAUUCAUUAGGUCCCAAUGACUUACUAGUUGUAAGAUUUAAUGAAAGGGGUCAACCUUAUGGAGAAAUGCAACCCACGCUUUCAAAUUUUGUGGGAAUGAUUGCUCGAAAUGGAAACUUGUUACCCCUUAGUUUUCUAGACUGGAGGAAAAUACCUAAAAAUCGUUUGGAUCUUGCAUGGGGAUAUGUAACUGAACAUUUUUGUAUCCCUACUCGCCACAAAAAAAUUGUGAUGCAAAUGAUGGGAGUUGCAUGGAGGCGAUGGAGGACCGAAGUCAAGGCAACGUCUUAUGACCCAAAUAUUCCUUUAGAUGAGCUCUUGCAAAUUCGUCCUGUCCCUCAUAAGCUAACACUCGAGGUUUGGGAAACUUUAUGUGACUAUUGGAAGAAGAAUGAGGAAAAUGGUAUAAAACCUACUCGUAUUGAAAUAUUAGAAUUAAGUUGUCAUAGUAAAAAGAAAGGAAGGUCUCCUAUUGCUGAUGAAGCUAUACAACAUGAGGCUUUAUUGAAUGAGGCUGUGAAACGCCAUCUCCAAGACAUGCCAGAGGGAACAGAUCCAAGACAAGUGCAUGAGCAAGCAUUUCGUGAGGUGUUCAGGCCUGAGCAUUCUGGCCGAGUUCGAUGUUUAGGAGCUGGUGCACUGCCUAGCCAAGUUUUUCCUGACCAAUAUAAGCGUAGCCAUUGCCAAGGAUAUGACACUGCUUCGGAUGCCAUAGAAAAGUUCAAGGAAAUGAAAGAAAAAAUAAAGGAAAUGGAAGCUAGGGAGGCAGAGCGAGAAGCACGACUACAAGCAGAAAUGGAAGCACGUGAAGCACAAAGGAAAAUCGAGAUGGAGCAAUCGAUGAGGCGGAUGCAGGAACAACAAUUCCAAAAUUUUAUCCGUAUUAUGCAAAGUAUGAUGGUUGGAACUGCUGGGGGAUCUCAAGGGCCCGAAACAUUACCGGGACAGAUGGCAAGUGUGAUGGCAGAAAUCAUGCAACAAUAUAUGAGUAUUCCAUCAAACGCUCAAGAAAAUAUCCGUAGACCUCCUCCAUGA